Messenger RNA from Botrytis porri, 1305 nucleotides. RefSeq lists its product as uncharacterized. The record is from RefSeq and is a predicted model, not a curated record. Gene Ontology annotation, molecular function: oxidoreductase activity, acting on paired donors, with incorporation or reduction of molecular oxygen; heme binding; iron ion binding. NCBI's taxonomy places the organism in Eukaryota, Fungi, Ascomycota, Leotiomycetes, Helotiales, Sclerotiniaceae. The coding region runs from base 1 to 1305 and encodes 434 amino acids. The transcript has 5 exons.
AUGGGAGUCAUAACUACCACAACAACAAUUCUUGAAGAAAAACAAGAUCGUAAUAGCAGUUCUCGCUCUACUAGCGUAUCCCAUAUCAAGUGUGCAAUCUACAACAUCUACAUCCACUCUCUCUCGAAAUUUCCAGGUCCUAAGCUAUGGACCGCUUCGCGACUCCCAUUCAUAUACUAUCUUCUCACCGGACAACUCGUAAAGAAAGUAAAAGAAUUCCACGACAUCUACGGAGAAUUCUACCGUCUGGCACCAGAUGGAGUAUCAUUUGCUAGCGAGCAAGCUUGGAAUGAUAUAUACACUUUUCGUCGCGGACACAAGCGUGCUUUGAGAGAUAAGGUUUGGUAUAUUGCACCGAAUAAUCAAGCCGAUAACCUCAUUACAACGACCGACUUUGAGUUCCACGCUCGUGCUCGAGGAUUGAUGAGUAAUUCUCUCAUGGAUGAAGCGCUCCGCACACAGUAUCCAUUAAUCGAAUCUCAUGCUGACAUGCUGAUAUCCAAGGUCAGAGGAGCUGCCGAGAAGCCUGAUAACUUGAUCGAAGGGGAACAGAGACAACAUAGCGCGUAUGCGGAAAAGACGAUCAAUCGUCGCUUAGAUGCGAAAAGUGAUCGUCCGGACUUCAUGACCCCUUUCAUGAGAAACAAUUCAAUUUUGAAAAUAUGUCCCGGGAGGAACCGGGAGGGAAUCGUAUCGACGUUUAAUUUCAUUGUCGUGGGUGGUUCGGAAACUUCAGCAAGGGUGAUGACUGGCAUAUUUAGCCACCUCACCAAAAAGAAGAAUAAGCGGAUACUUGACCGACUUCGUGAUGACAUUAGAACAAAGUUCAAAGAGGAGAGAGAGAUCACCUUAGAUGCGAUCCAAAGUACUCCUAUCCAUUAUUUGGAAGCUGUGAUUAACGAGGGCUUGAGAAUGUGCAAUCCAAUUCCUAGUGGACUACCACGUGUAGUCCCUGAAGGUGGGGAUGAUUAUUGCGGGACGUUCCUCUCAGGAGGCACGCGUUUAGCAGUUCGAACAUAUGCGACCAAUCGAUCCAAGAAAAUAUUUGCAGAUCCAGACGAAUUUGUUCCUGAACGGUGGCUGCCGAAAGACCAUCAACCGAUGAAAUAUGCAAACGAUCAACUCUCGGCUAGCAAACCUUCCAGUGUGGGAUUCCACAGCUGUCUUGGAAGGCCUCUUGCCUGGGCAGAUAUCCGUCUCGCAGUCACUAGACUCUUGUGGAUGUUUCAUUUUUCGGUUGAUGGAGAGGACGAAGUAGAUUUUGACGAGUUUCCGGUGAUAAUGAUCAUUCAAAAGCACCUAUGA